Molecule: messenger RNA, 2774 nt
Organism: Gasterosteus aculeatus aculeatus (three-spined stickleback)
Lineage: Eukaryota; Metazoa; Chordata; Actinopteri; Perciformes; Gasterosteidae
Gene: fgl2a
Product: fibrinogen-like 2a
Source: RefSeq, a predicted model, not a curated record
CGCAGGCUGCGCUCAUACGCUCCUCGACCAAUUGGACACAGGACAUACAUUCACCAACACUCCUACACUUAGUCUGGAGCUGCAGGCACACACUCACACACACACACACACACACUACUAUACGCAUCCAGACACUUGGAGUUCAUACCGGAGGCAGUAGCGGACUCUUUUAAUUUUACACACAUUUAUUUCUCCUUGAACAAUCUCACCAAGGGAGAAAAAAAGAAGCAAAAUGAGGACAGAUGUGCUCGGCGUUUGUGCAACCCUCCUGCUCGCAGCCGCCUCGGUGCCUGGCAGCAGCCGGGCAGCGGACCUCCCCAUCAACUCACAGCAGCGAUGGGACACCAGAGGACCCUAUUCUUCAGAAUCCGGGACUCCCACCUCCUGCCCCAUUAAGCUGAGACCCUCGGGCCAGUGUGAGAGCUCCGGGGCCGGUCCGGAGGAGGGGGGCGACUGCCCUUACCAGCUCACCUUGCCUCCACUCACCAUCCAGCUGCCCAAGCAGUUCAGGCUCCUGGAGAAGACGAUGAAGGAGCUGCAGAGUCUGAAGGAGGUCGUGAACAAGCUGAAAAGCGGGUGCCAGGAGUGCCGCGGGGCACGGGGCAGUGGAGCUUUUGGACAUGGACAGGUCCCCAUUCAAAGGGAUGCUGCGGAUGAAGUGAGACGGGAGUUGACAGAACAGGAGGUGCGAGGUGGGUCGAGCCAAGAGGUGAGGGGAGAUGGGAUGGUCCCCGGAGCUACUGUGGACGUUGCUGGAGUGGGGCAUGCUUCUAUUUCUGGGAAAAUUACACCGAGCCCGAGCAGUAUGCAGGAGAUGCAGGUGAAGCUGAAUAGGAUGUCAGCCAGCCUGCGCAACGCUAGGAGCCAGAUCUCGGCCGUGCAGGGGCGUCUCGAGGGGCUCAACCUGCUCAACAUGGAAAACGUGAAGGCUAUGGUGGAUAGGAAGGUGGAGAACAUCAGUGGAGUGGUCAACAAACUAAGCUCCACGUGCACUACCCAGUGUGCAGUGCAGAACUCCCCCAAGUCAAUCAUCUUGGCCCCUCGGGAUUGUUCAGACUACAAUGUGCUGGAGGCGAAGAAGAACGGUGUGUACGAAGUGACCCCGGAUCACCGCAAUGGCACAUUUGAGGUCUUCUGUGACAUGGAGUCUUUUGGAGGCGGAUGGACCGUGAUUCAGCGACGCCUCGAUGGCUCGGUCAGCUUCAACCGCACCUGGGCAGAGUACAAGAAGGGCUUCGGGAACCUACGAAGUGAGUUCUGGCUGGGCAACGACCACAUCCACUUGAUGACCAAAUCCAAAGACAUGGUCCUUCGCAUCGAGCUGGAGGACUUUGAGGGUGUGCGGGAGUACGCAAAGUACGACCAGUUCUACGUGGCCAAUGAAUUCCUCCGCUACCGGCUGUCUGUCAGCGGAUACGGUGGCACAGCUGGGAACGCCUUAAGUUUCAACAAGCACUUCAACCACGACCAGAAGUUUUUCUCCACGGCCGACCGCGACAACGACAUGUACUCCACCGGGAACUGCGGCGCCUACUACAGCUCCGGCUGGUGGUUCGACGCCUGCAUGUCCGCCAACCUCAACGGGAAGUACUACCACAAGAGGUACAAGGGAGUGAGGAACGGCAUCUUCUGGGGAACGUGGCACAACAUGUCGACGGAGUACUACCCCACUAACUACCGGCAGGCCUUCAAAACGGUCAAGAUGAUGAUGCGGCCCAAGAACUACGCUCCUUAGGGCGACAGUGCGAGUGGCCUUCAAAGUGGAUUCAAAUGAUGAUCGUAAAGGACAAUGGACUAUGAAUAACGAUGGCCGAAUAAAAUUAAAACACACACACACACACACACACACACACGCAGUGUAAAGGCCAGCCUCCUGCAGGAGCUAUAAUGUUAUACGGAGGGUUACCAUGAACGAUUUUUCACAGUUUCUCUGACAUUUCUCCACUUUGCGUCCUGCUGCCUCCUGCUAGAAGCCCAGGCACAGCACAGCACACUGUAGUAGUAAAAACUAAUGAGCUGUCAUUUUUGCCGCUCUAAAUGCUUUCAUAAUUAACAGCAGCCACUCAAGUGAGUGAGGAUGUGAGGGCUGAGGAUACAGUUUGGAGUUGCUGUGAAAUUCACCGGGUAACAACCUCAUGCUGGGAUUAGAGUCAUAAAUAAACUACAGUAAGGGACAUACUAGAAACUUGGGGCAGGCAGCAGUGCACCACUAAUGACGUCUGUGUCGUUGGUUUAAUUACACUGGGGGAAUUUUGCUAAUGUCGUCCUAUAUAAAGCAUCCUGCUCCAAAUAUGCCGCCUGAUAUACAUUUCUAUCGGAUCAUUUCCAAGUGUUCUGCAUCAUUGGUGCUCUAGUAAAUUCUUCUUGCGAGCAGCCAGGGAGCAGAAACCUUCCAGAUGUAUUUCCACCAUUAUCUCCACGUGCACUGAGCUGCUGCACGCUUCACCAUCUGUACAAUACUGCCGCCUAAAGUUAAAAAACUGUAAUUCACUAUAUACACACUGUGAAAGGGAAGAAUUAAGGACGUGUAUAGUAUUUAUUGUAUUUUGGGAGGUAUGCUUUUAUACAACACAUAGACCAUACAGUACAAAGUCUCAUUUGUUGACAUCCAAGCAACAAUAAAGUGUGCAUUGUUGUGACCAUUUACAGUAAUUAUGUGUGUGUUUGGAGCUUUGUGUGUGUACAAUAUUGAUCUUUUCUAUCAUUCAUAUUAAACCAUCAUGCAAAAAGAUAUGCACUUUUUUAUGUGAAAAAUAAAUUAAGUUCUAACUACA